UUCUUCUGUGUUCCAUAAUGCACGUUUAAUGACACUGUCGCCUUGUCAGAAUUCUCGUUGUUAUUUUCUUUCAUUACCGUUGAUAACUGUAUUUAAACAUUGAACAGUUAGCACACAUGCUCUGUUGGCAGCCGUCACUGUCAACUGGAGGAAUAAUGUGAAAACAAUGUUAAAACUAGAACUGCCAUUAUAGGAUCUAAGUUUAUAUGACACAUUUAUAAAAUGCAGAAAUGUAGACGUGACACAAUCAUGUGAUCCCACACGUCUUUAUUUUUUAUACACAAAUUCACACAAGUCAUGCUUCUGUAAAAUUCAAAUGAACGCCUUUUUCCACCACGCGUCAGUCUAUCGGCUUACAUCCUCACGUCUCUCCUGCAAAGCACAUUCAGGUGCUGCGUGGGCUCAUUAGCACAUGUUAGCUUUCCUGCAAUUAAAGCCUCAUUUCACUGCAUUUUCACACAAUCAUAUCUGAUGAGACGAGUAUGUGAUUCGGAGCCAUCGCUCAGCCUUCACUCGGCUCUUCAAAGGCUCAGCGUUAAAAAACAAAGGCAGUCUGAGAGCUUCUUUUGAUGCUCCAGUCACCUUUUACUUUCUACAGUUGUUUGAGGGAGUAAAAAAAAGACCAUCUGACUGUAGAAAGGAGGUAUUUCAGAGAGGAAUGGUAAUUUUUCAUAUGCCACGUGCCAGCACUCCACUUAUCCAUAUGAGGCGUAUACGUCUGUCGGUAUUACUAAAUCUAAAACACUAAAUUAUGAAAAUCCAAAUAGAAGAUACUAGAACAUCUAUUUAUGUAAAUGUUUUAAAAUAACUAAAAACUGAACUAAUGUUGACGAGAUUAUCCUUGACAUUUCCAACAUGGAUUUAAACUUCAAGGACAUAGUUCUUUUUAUUUGGUUUCCUGUUAUUAUGCUGUCAAAAAUGUGAAAGAAGUCAGUGAAUACAACCAAAUAAACACUUUUAAUUAGAUAGAUAGAUAGAUAGAUAGAUAGAUAGAUAGAUAGAUAGAUAGACUUUGAAGGAACACCUAGUCAGCAGAGGGCGCUGUGUAUAUAGGACAUCAACGGCUGAGUGACGUUGCGGACUGACGUUGGUGUAUUCCGUGACUGUUUAUACAGGAGCAAAAAAGAAGAAUGUAAUUACACAACCGCUGACAUCGACUAUGGGGCAUCCUCCAUCAUUGCACGUGAGAGACGCCGCCGCUCGUUCUCCUGAAAGUCCACCAGUGAUGUGAGGACUGUCCUCGAGACUCAAACCCGCACCGAGACGCCAACACACGGCGUCGACCGCCGCCACCAGCUCACCCUCACCCUCCCUCACCCUCUCUGCUCUGGCCGCUGUUGCGCUUCUGCUGCUGCAGCGUCCAAGUUGUCCGGCACAGCGAGAUCAUAUCUGGAGUGGCACCGGCCAGGAUGCUCGCUCUCUCCCCCCCGCUGAAUGGGACGUUAUAGAUGGGCCGCGCAGGAUGUGAAGCCUUGUUAGAAGAAGCAGGAGCAGGAUGGAAAAACCACGCUCGUCUGCGGCGGCGGUGCCACCGCUGCUGCCGCUGCCGCUGCUGCUGCUGCUGGGCUUCCUCUCAGCGUCCUCCGUCAACGCCGACACGCUGCUGUCAGCUCCACUCAAUGUGACCAUCAGAGAGCUUGAGGGCAACUCCGCCGUGGUCACGUGGGAAAUCUUGGAGGGGGAUCCCGUCAUUGGAUUCGCCAUCACACAGCAGAAGAAGGAUGUACGCACGCUGAGAUUCAUACAGGAGGUGAACACCACCACACGCUCCUGCGCCCUGUGGGAUCUGGACGAGGACACCGAGUACAUCGUGCACGUUCAGAGCAUUAGCAUGGGGGGCAGCAGCCCCCCCAGUCAGCCUGUUCUCUUUAGGACGCCCAAAGAGUCGGAGAAGAUGGCAUCCAAGAGUCCAGACGAGGUGACGAUGGAGGAGUUUGGUCACGCCGCCCAACUGAGGGCCGGAGAACUCAUCAUCAUUGUAGUGGUGCUCGUCAUGUGGGCAGGUGUGAUCGCCCUUUUUUGCCGCCAGUACGACAUCAUCAAGGACAACGAGCCCAACAACAACAAGGACAAAGCCAAGAAUUCCUCAGAGUGCAGUACUCCCGAGCACCCACAAGGGGGGCUACUGCGCAGCAACGUCUAAGACCAGCCCCGCAUCGCCUUCUGCAAUAACCAACUCCUCGUACCUCAGGACAGACCCGGAGAACAACAGAAAGCCAUUCUCAGACACCAUCAAAGCUGAAGAACAGUUUAACCAUUACAGGAGCUCUGCUUGACACAGUGAGGAACUCUGGUGCAGAGGAAGAGGUGCAAAAUUUUUUUUUUUUUCCACUUUUGUUGUGACCAAAAAACUGCACCACAGUCUGCACUACUGUGUGUGCAACGACUGCAGAUACACACACUGAAAUGGCAUUCAGUCAAAGAACCUGAGGGGACUCUUAUUAUUCACGAGGAGAACGAUGUGACGACUCUUCACCAGUGGAGUUGAAUCAUGUUUUGGUUUUUUUUUUUUCAACUUUAAGACGGGCGAUGGCAGAAGUGAACAGCUGGUCCUUUAGGUCCACGCAUCAGUCAGCACACAGCGAAACGAGCAACGUUCUGUUUUAAAACCGAGGACUUUCUCUUUUUUUAUCAUCAUCUCCUUUCAUUCUUACCUACAUCUCUUGUAUAGCAGCUCAUCCCCCCCCGUCUGUUCGUCUGUCUGUGUCAGUGUUUCUCUAAUAAGCACAUUGCAAUGUGGUGCUCCUCCUCCUCCUCCUCCUCCUCCUCCUGUGAUUGUCUAAGCAUUCACAAUCCCAGUCUUGAUUACGGUGUCAUGAUCAGACAUGCUCGCGUGUCCGUCCGUCCUUCCUCGCUCUCCCUCUCUGCGUCAACAGAUGCUGUUUUUCUGCCUCCUCUUGAAGCUGGAACAGUAAAGCCCGUGUCAGUGUAGGGACAAAGUGCAAUCUCAUAUUUUGCUUAUAUGAGUGGAGACACAGACAUUAUUUAAAUGUCUGUUUAAAUGCCCCCCCCCCAUCACCAUCCAACUUUUACAACAGGUUUGAAAUCCAGAAGUUUAAAUGGCUUGGCUGUAAAAUUGAGGUUCUAGCGUCCGGACACUGCAUAUUCAGCACCAUAUGCCGUGUGUGGUUUGCAGCAGGAUGUGCAGGCAGGGACGGAGCGAGGACGGAGAUGUGCAGAGUGCCGUUGUCUCUUGAUGAAGUGUUUAUCCAGGGCAAAGCUUGGAAUCGGCUCUGGUUUGGCUGACGAUCAGCGGGGAUGCCGGGGAGGCUGCGGAGGCUCACAGCUGUUCGUUUUGGCCGCGUGUGGCUGCUGAGCCCAGGUUUGAAAUGAAAUAUACUGCACCACCUACUCUCUGUCAUAGUCCUCAUCAGAACUGCCAGUAAAACUUUCACUUACUGCUGCUACCAAAAAAAAUAUCACAAGUGUGCAGUUAGUGGCUCUUAGAGAUUUUUUUUAAUGUUAAUGGUCUACCGUCAUUUGGUUUUGUGUCUGUUAAGUUUCAGGAAAUAUGCUCAUUUAUAAUAAUUUAUGUUAGAAUUUGUCUGUAUUUAGGCACAAAAAAAAAGGGAAACUGAUGAACUGAAGUUGCAAAAGACAACAUUACCAAGAUGUGAUGUUACAAAAUCCAGUUACUGAUGCUCAAAAAAAACCAAACAAAACAUUGCUAACAUUGCGAAAAAACAAUGUUGUACGUAACAAUGGAUACAUAUAUUUACAUAAACAGUUGAAAGCGAAACACAAGUAUCAAGAAAAAAACUACAGUAGACGUCAAUCAUGGAAAUUCGUAGGCUCCCCCUGGUGGCACCAUGUGAUGAUUUAAUGUGCAACAAUUAACUUUUUCGCAGUGUGACAGUGUUAUAAAGCCUGGCAAUUAUCUGUCUCUACUCUAUAUAAAGUACCCGGUUCUCAUUUGGAAACACUGAAGGGUCCAAACUAAGUCCAUAAACAGUUGGGGUCGAAGUUAAUUUCAAUCUCAUAGGUCCAUUUCAGCAGGACUCGCAGUUAUAAUACGUCUCCUGUCUCCAAUGAACAGUGAAGGACAGUGUCGUCGUUCUCCACCUUAGCACUCGGGCCCCACACAGCAGCAGGAUGGUGUUUACUCAGGGCCCCACACAGCAGCAGGAUGGUGUUUACUCAGGGCCCAUGGCCUCGCGUUUUCCAUGUAGACAGAGAACACGCUACUUUAGGAAACAAUGGAGUCAUAUUCCCAGCUUCCCUUUUGAAUUAUAACAGCUACAGUAUCUCACUCAGUAAUAUAAAUUCAAAAAAAGGUUUGGGAGAAUUCCCAACACGGAAGAGUUUACAUGGAGGAGCAAAAGGGUUUCAUUAGUUUUCCAGUUUCGUUUUUCUUCUUUUAGUUGCUUCCUGUUCCUCUUAUGAUGUGUUAACCACGUUAGUUACAUUAUGAAAUUUCAGACCGCAGCCUCUGGAUACCGGUGCUCGCCAGUCGAGUUCAGUUUUAGUCAGUUAUAGAUAAAGUCUGACAGAGGAAAAACGCCGCAGAGCUGAACUCAGCAGAGUCGCAGCCGUGUUGGAGAUAAUUGGGAAACUUGCACUACACACACACACACACACACACACAGUGUAUACAGACACAUUGUGGAUUUAAAUACUGAGAGAGGUUUGAUUUUCAACAGCGAUCCCUCACCCUGCUGUCCAUUUUCACCUUCUCCUUAUCAGUCUCCUCCUCCACCUUCAUUUUCCCCCCAUUUAUGACUCCCCAUCACUCUGUCGCACUGCUGUCUUUCUCAUAUAUCACGAUGCUCUUCCUCGCUUUCUCCCCUUCACCUGUCUCGUCCUCCCUUCUCUUCGCCCUCCGGCUUCCCUCUUCCCCUGUUUCUCAUUAUCCACUCCUGUUCGCCUCCCCUCUUCCUUCUCGACAUCCACUCCUCUCUCUCUCUCACUCUCUCCCUCUUUCGCCCCCCAAACCAUAGACGACAUGCUUAUCCCUCGCUGCUCUGCUCAUUUAUCACCUUUUCCAUUUCAGUCUGGCCAGGGAUGGACACUGUAACCUGGUAAACAAGUGGGCCGAAAUAGAGGAGAAUGAGAUGAUCAAUAAAGAAGGGAGAAGCCAGUAGAAAAAGCACUUUUAACAAACACUACUGAAAAGCACAUCGAGUAUAGUGAGAGUUACUAAGUCCAAAAACCAAGCAACAUUUAACAACAUUUAAGUUGCAUGAUGCAGCUGAAUAGCCUUCAUCACCUCAUCAUCCUUCCUAAACAAGAGUUGACCCAGCUCCUGAUUUAAAUAGAAAAGGCUCAUUCUGACAAAAAUCACCUAAUUAAGCAUUAGCCUUGAGGGAGAAAAGGAAACUUUGUUUUUUUGUUUCAUAACUUUAAUUCCGUCGCAAAGCCAUCAUUUUCCAACACGAGUCUAAACUAAAAAGCGCACACACACUCGACUUAAAGGGAUAGUUCGGAUUCGAUCUAUGAAGACUUGUACCGCCACCCAAUGGUGACGUGAGAUACUACAGGACUGACGUCGGUAUACCAGGGCCUUGACACAGAUCCCAGGAGCAGAGAUGAUACAACGAUAAAUCAUUUAACGAGGUUCCGGUUCGGAGGUCUCGCCCCGGUUUCGGUGCCAAGAAAAGUAGUUUCGGGAGAGAGAGUUUUGGGACACAUAGCUAACAGGGUUUUAAACCACAAACAAGCACGCAUAUGUUAUGUUAACGUGUCUGAACAAUAAAAUCGCCGUCCAGAUCAGAUCAGUGUGGCACUAUUUUCCGGCCCGUAUUAUGAAGCCACGCAGCCGCAAAAGUCCAUUUACAGUUUCUGUGUGCAAACUUGGCGACUUUACGGAACUACUUCUCGUUAAAUGAUUUAACAACGUUAACAUCCACUCUCGACUCCUAGUGGUCUUCUGUCAUACAAUUUAAUGUUCGAAAAACUAUCCCUUUAAAACCAGUCACUUGGCUGCAAAUCAGCAGAAGGCACGUCUGGCUCCAGUAGCCCCGUCUUCUGUCUGUCUGAAGCCGCAGGAGGCGAUUCAGCAGCUGCUCGCGCAGGACCAUGCAAUGAGGCAUGGGAGAGAGAAUGCGGAUCCUGAGACACAAAAAAAAAACACCAAGAGACGGACAAAUGAGGACAUGAGGUUGUAGACCAGAGACGAGACAGAGGCAAAGGCGACAUAUACACAGGGCAAGUGUGAUUUAAGAAGAAAAAGCUGUAGUAAAUGCUGUUUUCAGGUCUGAUUUAAAUGUGCUGGCAGUGUCAGCUCAGACGUAAGUUUGUUCCACAGAGAACUGAACGCUGUUUCACUCUGUUUGGUUUGGAGAAAAGGGAAUUAAAAUGAUGAUUUGAACUUGAAGGCUCACCGUUGGAGCAAAUAUGAGUGAAUAUUUGUAUAAUAGAACAUUUAGCAGGAAAAGAAAUGGCUUAUAUGAUAAAAUCUCACGUUUCUAGAACCAAAUGUUUAAAUAAGUGCUUGGUCAUCUCUACAUGUAUGAAUAAAGCCCCUUAACUAAUAAUGUAUACUAUUUGUUCCAUGAUAACACCAUGAGUUUCUCAGUAACCUCAGCCUUAAACUUAACUCCUGCUCAUCUGAUCUCCAUGUAGUUGCCUCACCUUUGUCCCCCCCACUGUUUCUGCCUGUGUUGUAGACGACUGGAGGACGAAUACUGGAAAGUACCUUGAAUACUUGCCCCUGCACACACGUAGUAAAAGAAAAGGGACCUUUUUUAAUUCAUGGCAUACGUCUGUACUGUUUGUCUAAGCGAAAUAACCAAGAAGCAUGGAUUUACAAAACCUGAAUAAUGGAGUCAAGUGUUUUUUCUGUACAAUCACGGUGUCUGUGUCCAUGUUGAUGUUUAAAAAUGGGAUAAACCCUGUUCAUGAGGGCUAGCAUGACUCUGCUAUUGUUCACAUUCAUGGUAUAUAUAUAUAUAUACACACACACACAUAUAUAUAUAGAUAUAUAUAUACACAGUAAAUGAUUUCUAUGAAAAUGUACAAUGUCUAAUUCUGUAUUAACAUGGGAAAGAAGUAAAAAAAAACAAUAUUUUCAGUGCACCAUUCA
Messenger RNA from Solea solea (common sole), 7021 nucleotides. RefSeq names its product fibronectin type III domain containing 5b (gene fndc5b). Gene Ontology annotation, molecular function: protein binding. The coding region runs from base 1496 to 2143 and encodes 215 amino acids. The record is from RefSeq and is a predicted model, not a curated record. Lineage: Eukaryota; Metazoa; Chordata; Actinopteri; Pleuronectiformes; Soleidae. The transcript is spliced from 8 exons.